AUGCUUAAUAUUACAUUCCAGGGAGUCAGCGUGUACCGGCGGUGUCUGUACUGCAGCGGCGGGGACGUGGGUGUCACCUUCGUCCACCGCUGGAACCUCUCCCUCCAGGCAGAGCGUCACCACUACAUGAAGAUUGCCACACUGUACCCGUAUCUGCUGAACGAGUCCUUGAGAGACAUGAACGGACACAAGUUUCGAGUGACAACUUUGCCGAACUUCCCUUACACGGAUUACAGACGGGACAGUGAAGAGCACGGCUACACGGUCACGCCGCGGGACUCCCUCAAUGGAAGGUUUCUUGACACGUUUGCUGCUGUCUUCAAUUUUACGUACGUGAUGCGGGAGAACCCCACCAGGUCCUUCGGGUACCUUGGCGAUGACGGACAGUACAGCGGCAUGGUCGGGGAGCUGCAGCGGGAGGAGGCGGAGCUUUGCAUGAUACUCGCUCCCACCGCGGCCAGAUUCGAGGUUAUAGAUUAUCUGAGACUUGAACCUGCAGACACGCUGGUGAUUCUGUCCCUCAAGCCCACCCUGCUGCCUGCGCAUCUCUCCCUGUUGAGACCUUUCACAACCUCAUUGUGGAUUGCAUUGCUGGCGUGCAUGGUGGCGUGGGGCUUGGUGCUGUGGCUUCUGCAGAGGGCGUGGCGGCUGCUGACUCAAGGCUUUGACAUCACACUCCCCACAGCACUGACUUACAGUUGGGGCGCCCUGCUCGAGAAGCCCCCCGCCGACCCGUCCGUCAACACGUCAGGGCAGCUGCUGGUGGGAUGGUGGCUGGUGUUCUGUCUUAUCAUCUCCACGGGGUUCAAGUCCUCCCUUAUCGCCCAUCUCACAGUCCAGGGCAGGUCCCGCACUCUUGAAAGCCUGCAGGACCUGGUGGAGGCGGACAGCUGGCGGUGGGGGUCAGAGAAGAUCCUUUUCAACGGAGCUCCUGUUGAUUUCUUCAGAAAGCAGGAAAGUCCCGUGAUCAAGAAAAUAUAUGAGGAGAUGGAGCUGCUGGACCUGGAGACCGUGAUGAGCAAGGUACUGGGCGGCGGGUUCUCUCUCAUUAUCUUCAAAAAGUUCAUCCAGAUCCUUAUCGCCUCGAAGUACACAGACGGCUACGGACAGACUCCCUUCUACAUGAGCCGCGAGGAGUUUAAUGUCCUGGCCUGCCUCGGCUGGGGAAUGAGGCGAGUAAUGGGAGCUCCGUACCUCAGUGAGUUCGUGAGGGUCCACGCCCACCUUGAGGACGCCGGGGUGGUGCCGCUGUGGACUGAGGAGGUGAUGGCUCGAAGGGUGAAGGAGAACAGGGAGGCAGCCAGGCUAGAUCAAGAUACUGACGGGGGAUUUACGGCUCAGGGCGCCUUCUACCUGCUGUUUCUUGGCUCUUGUGUGGCCAUGUUCACUCUGGUGGUGGAGACCUUUCUGCCUCCUUGA
Molecule: messenger RNA, 1419 nt
Organism: Scylla paramamosain (green mud crab)
Lineage: Eukaryota; Metazoa; Arthropoda; Malacostraca; Decapoda; Portunidae
Product: probable glutamate receptor
Exons: 9
Coding region: 1-1419 (472 amino acids)
Cellular component (GO): membrane
Molecular function (GO): ligand-gated monoatomic ion channel activity
Source: RefSeq, a predicted model, not a curated record